Messenger RNA from Trichoderma citrinoviride, 567 nucleotides. RefSeq lists its product as hypothetical. NCBI's taxonomy places the organism in Eukaryota, Fungi, Ascomycota, Sordariomycetes, Hypocreales, Hypocreaceae. The record is from RefSeq and is a predicted model, not a curated record. The transcript is spliced from 2 exons. Bases 1 to 567 code for a protein of 188 amino acids.
AUGGAGAUCCAACUCCUCAAGGCAGCCGUCAAGGAGACCAUCAAGGAGACCAUUACGGAGAUUAUCACGGCAGCACGACGACAUCAGUCCGCGUGGCUGGGCAGGAAGCGGGAUCGAAAAGGACAAGGCUAUGAGAGCAGCAGCAGCAUCACAAUCACGCACACCAUCACGCAGACUACCUCGCAAGCCACUACCCCGGAAUUACCCCCUCUGAUCAGCUACGUCCACCCUUUCGCAAGGCGUGACCGUGCAUGGAGCCCGUCCCUCCUCACGAUUGACUCCGAGAUAGAGUUCAGCCCUGAGGGAUCUCCCCCUGGUGCGGCUCUUGGAAUCCCUCCUGAGCACAUCCUUGACGAAGACCCAUCGCCGAUAGAUGGGCCUAUCCCUCUGAACCUUGCCAAAGCUGCUGCCCCUGCUACCAUUUGGGGAGCGGACAACUACAUGGUGCAUAAAUUGAGUUCCUUUGAUGGAGCUUCGUCAAUUGUGUCUUUCGCCAGCCACUUGGGAGGAAUCGCGUUCGGCCAGGACCACCAAGAGACGGGCACUAGGGACAGCCAGCGUGUUUAA